AUGAAAAGAUACAACUUAAAAUAUUGUUGUGACGACGUUAGUGUUUUUCCCAGUAGUACCUUAUUAAACCAUGACAAUAAUAAAUUCAGUGAAUUUUUUGGAUUAACGGCUAUUUCAACGUACCAACUCAAAAAUAAAGAACCGAAUGAAGAACCAAAAAAAAAAGGAAAAAUCUAUUUAUUCGAACUUAAACAAAAUAUAAAAGAUGAUGAUAAUAAUAAUAGUGAAAUAGAUUACCAUUUAGAAUAUAAAAAGAACAUCAAUUUUCAUAAUGGAGUUCUUCAAUCGAAUUAUAUAUUUACUAAUGAUAAACUAUAUUUGGGAAGUGUAUGUGUAAAUGGUUUUUAUUUAUCUGACCUUAAAGGAGGGACGUACGAAAAAUUGUUUGAAACGUCUAAAGAAAAAGACAACUCUGGGUUAUCAUUUGAAGCCUUUGACAAUAAGCCUGAAAAAAUAUGUAUAUCUUUCAGUAAUGGAGAUAUGUGUUUGCUGGUCCACGGUCAACAAGAAAAAACAUGGAAAGCACAUGAAUAUCAUAUAUGGAGUUGUACAUUCAAUGGAAACGAAAAUGUAAUAACAACGGGCUCGGAUGAUUGUUCUUUUGUUAUAUGGGAUUUAAGAACUACCACUAUUUCGCAGAAAAAUAAAAAAUCGCACACUCAAGGAAUAACAGCAGUGAAAUUUGAAAAAUUCAGCGAGCUAUUAUAUACAGCAUCGUAUGACAAUAAUAUACGCAUUUUUGAUUUACGAAAUAUUCAUCAGCCAAUACAAACAAUUGACGUAAACUCAAGCAUAUGGAGGAUGAAAUUUUUAUACAAAAAUAAUUGCGUGGACAAUUUGCUCGUGGCUGCCUGUGAUGGAGGGGCAAAGAUAUUUAAAAAAUCAAACAAUGAUUUCAUUUAUGAUAAAGGUAUUUUCAACAAUAACGAAUUAACAUAUGGAAUUGAUGUUAUUGAUAUGUUAAGGCCAAAAAAUGAAAAAAAAAAAAUUUAUCUAUCUUGUUCAUUUUAUAACAAGGAAGUUCAAUUGUGGGAUUAA
Molecule: messenger RNA, 1038 nt
Organism: Plasmodium adleri (nom. inval.)
Lineage: Eukaryota; Apicomplexa; Aconoidasida; Haemosporida; Plasmodiidae
Product: conserved protein, unknown function
Exons: 12
Coding region: 1-1038 (345 amino acids)
Molecular function (GO): protein binding
Source: RefSeq, a predicted model, not a curated record